AAGGCAGGAACAAAAAAGUUGGAGAAAAACACCGCCGCCAUUCACAACUUUCUUUCUCUCUCUCACGUCGUCGUCGCGUCAGCUCGAAAACCACUCGAGGGCAACUCUUUUUAAACAACUAAAUCGGAUAAGUGUGAGUAAAGGGAGCUCCGAUCCCCUCUGAUAAGCGCACGUAACAAAUCCAGUUUCAGCAAUUUUAAAAAUUUGAUCAAAUAGUAAAUACUUUGUGCUGAGCCUUAAUAAUGGCUCCGGCUGGUGUGGAUAAGGAAGUUUUUAAUCGUCGACUAUUACGUCUUUACAACGCAUGGAAGGAAGGGAAAGAUGAUUGGGGAAAAAUUGAUGCGAUGGUUGUGCCCGUGGGUGUGGACGAAGAAGUUGUAUAUAGCAAGUCAACCGCAAUACAGACUUGGUUGUUCGGAUAUGAACUACCCGACACUAUUAUGGUCUUCUGUGAAUCUGUGGUUUACUUUUUGUCGUCUAAAAAGAAGAUUGAGUUUUUAAAGGCGAUCGAAACCAAGGAUGAAAAUGGACUGCCUCCUAUUAAACUUCUAAUUCGAGACAAGGGAGAUAAAGAUAAAGCAAAUUUCGACAAGCUCAUGGAAGCUAUCACGGGCAGCAAGGGUGGUAAGAAGAUUGGGACAUUCACGAAGGACAAAUUUCCUGGCGAAUUUAUGGACUCGUGGAGGAGUGUAUUUUCUGGUGCAAAAUUUGAAACGUUGGAUAUGGGUCCCACCCUUGCAUCCGUUAUGGCAGUGAAAGAAGAGUCUGAAAUCCAUACAAUGAAGCGAGCUUUUCAAGUGACAAUGGACGUCCUCAACAAAUAUUUGAAAGAUCAAAUUAUGGAUAUUGUGGAUGGUGACCGGAAAGCACGUCAUCAAAAGUUGGCUGAAGGAGUCGAGUCUGCUGCUUCGGACAAGAAAUAUGUUUCUGGCGUAGAUACGACGCAGGUGGAAAUGUGCUACCCACCAAUUAUCCAAAGUGGUGGGAACUACAAUCUAAAGUUUAGUGCGAUAACUGACAAAAAUUACUUGCAUUUCGGCACAAUCAUUUGCUGCUUGGGUGCCCGGUACAAGUCAUACUGCUCCAACGUUGUUCGCACAUUUUUUGUGAAUCCUGCCCCAAAGCAAGAGGAAUAUUAUAACUUUCUGUGCGAGGUGGAAGAGGAACUGCACAAAUAUUUAAUUCCCGGAGCCAAACUUAAUGAAGUUUACGAUAAAGUUGUUGCUUUUGUCAAAAAGGGAAAACCAGAAUUGGUGGACAAAUUGACAAAGUCGUUUGGGUUUGGAAUGGGGAUUGAAUUUAGGGAAGCUUCACUACUUAUUGGACCUAAGUGCACUGCAACAGUGCAGAAAGGAAUGACAUUUAACAUUCACAUUGGAUUCUCAGAUAUAAAGAACGACGCUUCAUCGGACGAUGGCGGCAAGAAGUAUGCUUUAUUUUUGGGAGAUACUGUGCUUAUCAAUGAGAGUGGACCCGCUACACCACUGGCCCCAACAAAAAAAAAGUUAAAGUCGAUAGGAAUUUAUCUCAAAGACGAAGAUGAGGAGGAAGAGGAUGAGAAAGAAAAUGAACCUGAGCCAACUGACGUUGUCGGUCGUAAUAGACGAACUGCAAUUCUGGAAUCCAAACUACGCCAAGAGCACACUAGCGAGGAAAAGCGAAAACAGCAACAAAAGGAACUCGCAGCCUCGUUGAACGACGCUGCAAGAGAACGGCUGGCGAAGCAAAAGGGAGGCAAAGAAGUUGAAAAAGUUCGGAAAUCCAACGUGUCCUACAAAAGUACUUCGCAAAUGCCAAAAGAAAAAGAAAUUGAAGAACUCAAGAUUUAUGUUGACAUGAAGUAUGAAACGAUCAUCCUACCAGUUUUCGGAAUGCCAGUACCAUUCCAUAUUUCGACGAUUAAGAAUAUAUCCCAGUCAGUUGAAGGAGAUUAUACGUACUUGAGAGUAAAUUUUUUUCAUCCUGGCGCUACGAUCACCAAAGCUGAAGGAUCAUUUGCCAACCCAGAAGCCACCUUCUUAAAAGAAGUCACUUACCGCAGCAUUAACACAAAGGAGCCAGGAGAAAUCUCUGCUCCAAGUGCAAAUCUCAAUACUGCAUUCCGUCUCAUUAAAGAAGUCCAGAAAAAGUUUAAAACCAGAGAAGCGGAAGAGCGUGAGAAAGAGGAUUUAGUGAAGCAAGACUCCUUGGUUUUGUCAAUGAACAAGGGAAAUCCUAAACUCAAAGACUUGUACAUUCGACCAGGUCUCUCACAAAAGAGAAUCAGUGGAACUUUGGAGGCACAUAGUAACGGCUUUCGAUAUACAGCCAUUAGAGGUGACAAGGUUGACAUUCUUUACAACAACAUUCGUCACGCAGUAUUCCAACCUUGUGAAGGCGAACAGAUUAUUCUUUUGCAUUUUCACCUCAAGAACGCUAUUCUAAUUGGAAAGAAGAAAAAUUUUGAUAUUCAGUUUUACACGGAAGUCGGUGAACUCCACACUGAUCUUGGAAAGCAUCAGCAUAUGCAUGACCGUGACGACCUGGCUGCUGAGCAAGCUGAACGUGAACUUCGUCAUAAAUUAACCUCUGCUUUUAAAUCCUUUUGUGAAAAGGUCGAAUCGACUACAAAGGGUGAUGUGGAGUUUGACACUCCAUUCAGGGAUUUGGGAUUUCCAGGAGCUCCAUUCAGAUCAACUGUUCUAUUACAACCUACUUCAGGCUGUUUGGUCAAUUUAACUGAAUGGCCUCCAUUUGUCAUUUCAUUGGAAGAUGUGGAACUGGUGCAUUUUGAACGUGUCCAAUUCCAAUUGAAAAAUUUUGACAUGGUUUUCGUUUUCAAAACUUACACAAAACGAACUGUUAUGAUUAAUGCAAUUCCGAUGAAUAUGUUGGACCAUGUGAAAAACUGGUUGACAUCAUGUCAAAUACAUUACACUGAAGGAAUCCAGUCUUUGAAUUGGGUGAAAAUUUUGAAAACCAUCAAUGACGAUCCAGAAGGAUUCUUUGAAAACGGUGGUUGGAACUUCUUAGAGCCAGAUUCCGACACCGAAGAUCAUGAUGACGAUGACGAAGAAGACGAGGAUGAAACUUUUGAAAUAUCUGAAGAUGAGGGAUCAGAGGAAGACUCAGAUUCUGAAGAAUAUUCUGAGGUAGACGAAGAUGAAGAUGAUGAUGAUGAUUCUGCGUCAGAAGGUGGAAGUAGCGAAGAGAGUGGAAAGGAUUGGUCAGAUCUUGAAGCUGAAGCUGCGGAAGCGGAUAAAAAUCAGAACAAUUUUCAAGACGAGUAUACCCGUACUAAAGGUAGCUCUGGAGGUUCGAAACGGCCAGUACCCUCAUCAUCUUCUGCCUCCUCGUCAAGGCACCGCGAUUCUCCUUCAAAGAAGCACAAAAGUUCUUCACCUUCCAAGUCUCGCCACAGCCACAGUAGCAGCAGCCGAGAUAGGGACAGGGAUAGGCGUGAUCGACACAGCCACAGUAAGAGCAGUCACAGUGACAAGAAACGCCCAAGAGAAUCUUCACGUGACUCACCCAAGUCUAACAAGAAACACAGGAAAUGAAAAAUUACACCUCUCACCGACGCAGAUCUUGUUCUCAAUUAAUGUAUUGGCUUUCUUUAUAUGUGUAGAUUAAUAUUAAAUAAUAUAACUGCUAUUCUUAUUUAAUUUGUGCAGUUCUUAUCAUAUGUAUACAGGGCUUGUAAACAUAUAAUUUUUCACUUAAAAAUAAUGGCGUAAUACAGGAAAGAAGAGAAAGCUCGUUUGAUGUACCUUAAUUUUAUUUAUUCGUUUAUGCCAUUCUGACAUUUUUGUAUUUAUAUUAAUUAUACUUCCUACAUAAUUUUAUGUUAGCGUAUUAUUAAACUGAUUAAAAUUCCAAAACUGAUAGAGUGAUAAUGAUGACUUGUAUAGUUGUAUGACCUUCCGGUACAAAGGGGAAAUGAUGGGCGGAUGUCUGAAUGAAUGAACCGUUCAUAGACUGAGGUGAAACUUAAAUCGGUAAUUAAAUAAUUGUGCGUAUUAAACGUU
Molecule: messenger RNA, 4007 nt
Organism: Folsomia candida
Lineage: Eukaryota; Metazoa; Arthropoda; Collembola; Entomobryomorpha; Isotomidae
Gene: dre4
Product: FACT complex subunit spt16
Exons: 18
Coding region: 243-3539 (1098 amino acids)
Biological process (GO): transcription elongation by RNA polymerase II; positive regulation of transcription elongation by RNA polymerase II
Cellular component (GO): FACT complex
Molecular function (GO): nucleosome binding
Source: RefSeq, a predicted model, not a curated record